This is a messenger RNA of Fomitiporia mediterranea MF3/22, 1144 nucleotides long. RefSeq names its product u3 small nucleolar RNA-associated protein 11. The record is from RefSeq and is a predicted model, not a curated record. Gene Ontology annotation, biological process: rRNA processing. The transcript is spliced from 5 exons. Gene Ontology annotation, cellular component: nucleolus; small-subunit processome. The coding region runs from base 20 to 1060 and encodes 346 amino acids. NCBI's taxonomy places the organism in Eukaryota, Fungi, Basidiomycota, Agaricomycetes, Hymenochaetales, Hymenochaetaceae.
CCGCUGUACACGUUUGAAAAUGUCCUCCCUCCGCAACUCUCUACACAGACGUAAUCACAAAGAGCGUUCUCAAGUUUCUAGCCGUGCUAGGUUUGGUCUUCUCGAAAAGCACAAAGAUUAUGUCUUACGGGCACGAGACUACCACUCCAAACAGGACCGAAUCAAGAGGCUGCAACAGAAGGCAGCCGAAAGAAAUAAGGAUGAGUUCUACUUUGGAAUGAAUAGACAGAGGACUCAGGGUGGAGUGCAUGUGCAAGAUAGAGGAAACACGGCAUUACCGACGGACUUCAUAAAGAUAUUGAAGACGCAGGACGAGAAUUAUAUACGGACUAUGCGUGCUGCAGGUCUCAAGAAAAUCGAGAAAUUGAAAGCACAGCUCACAGAAUUGGCAGACCUUAUUGCUCCAUACUUGACGAGUGAAAAGGGAGCAGAAGAAGAGAGCGAUGGGCUUGAUGAGGAAGAACUGGAUGUCCUUAGACAGGCAGGCAUCAUCAAGGCACCCAAGUCACGAAGACAAACAGCGAAGCGAUCCUCAAAGCACAUCAUCUUCGUUGAAAAUGUUGAUGAGGCUCAGCGCUAUGUGAAUCGGCAGACAUCCUCGAGCAAAGCAAGAACAGAUACUCUACCGAAAGACACAGAUGAGGAGAAUGACACGGUAGAUCUAGGUUGGAGGGAUCCGGUGAAAUCGAAAAGGAAUCGAAAAGGAGAUUCAAAAAUGGACAUUGAUGAAGAGGAAGACACUGCGUUAGUCUCAGAGAGGCGGGAGGCUGCAAAGAAGCAUCGUACACGGUUACUGAAAGAACUGUCGGCACGACUAACACGAGAUACACAAUUACGGUAUGCCGAACGGGAGUUGACUAUGCAACGUGCGUUGAUGGGAAAAGGUGGCAGUCUGAAGCUACGCGGUGUGGAGAAGGUGGAGGGUGAGGACGAGGAUAAUGGACUGAACGAGGAUGAGCUGGAUUCUAUGAGAAUUAAGAGGUCCGAGAAGAUGUCUGCAAAGAAAGAGCAGGCAUACAAGCCUCGGGUGUACCGCUGGAGACUGGAGAGAAAAAAGUAGCUAGUCCUUAAUUAAGGCCAAUAUUACGGCUGACGUCAUCAUGGCUACGCUGCUGCGUGUGGUUGCAUGUACUGCCGCACUAGC